Molecule: messenger RNA, 1673 nt
Organism: Colletotrichum scovillei
Lineage: Eukaryota; Fungi; Ascomycota; Sordariomycetes; Glomerellales; Glomerellaceae
Exons: 1
Coding region: 801-1556 (251 amino acids)
Source: RefSeq, a predicted model, not a curated record
CCACGCCGGAGUUCUUCAGGAUGGCGGCUGUUCUGCGACGGACCUUUCAUGCCGGACGCAGGCAAAGUACGAGAAUCCCAUACAUCGGAGCAGACAUCGGGAACGCCACAGUGAUGGCGUGAGUUGACGUGUAACCACGCCUUCCGCGCCUCGCCGUGUAAGUGCCCAGAUCAGAUCGAUCCAUCUAUCCUAUCCGAGACACCGCAACACCACCAAGUCAACUGAGAAUACAAAUAGGACUCAUCACCUCGGUAUCGCUCCUCAGCGCGCGCGCCUCAUCCUUCGACCAAAGAUUCCAAAAUCUCUGCCGCACAUCUAGUGACCCUCUCCACCAGAACAAAGAAACAGCCCGCCCACCAGCCUCCGGCACUAACUUCGUCUGGACAUACUUGAUGCAAAGAACAGCCCACCAGCCACUCGCUCCCACAGUUUCCGCGGAACGACGACGACCGGGUGCCCAAAUCUAGACCGGAACCCGCCAAAGCAGCGUAUCGCCGUUUGGCUAUUCUUUUGGUGGCUUGAUUCCGCGCCGGCAGCACCGCAGCCCCGGGUUCAUCAACAAAGCCACCGGAUCGCUUUCUAGACAAAGUCGGCCAUCUCUCUACCCGCCCGUCGACAUUCCCGCUAGCCAUUGAAGUUUGGUCUGCCGGACUGACGAGUCUUAAGGAGAAGGCCCGCCCCUUUUCGCGCUGACGACCCGCCGCGAGGACCACGUACGAAAAUAGGAGGUCGGAAACAUCAGAGCCCCUAUUCCAUCAUACAAAUAGCAACUUCACGGCAAACCCGCACCCCGAUUCAUAAUGUCUCUCGCUCAAAAGCUCAAACGGGAGGCAACAAGCCGUCCCACCUGCGAGAUGCCCCUCCCCUUCCUCCCCUUCGUCUUCCUCGCCCACUUCACCCAAACAAUAACCUCCGUCCUCACAACCGAAGCCCACCGCACAACCGCGAGCAUUUCCAACCACCUCGAGGGCCUGCGCCUCCAGGUACACGGGCCCGAACACACCUUCCACCCCUUCUCCCGCUUGCCAGCCGAGCUCCGCCUCAAAAUCUGGCAGCACGCCUGCGACCACCCGCGGACGCUCCUCGCAACACACGCGCCGAAUCCAGCUUUACUUGCAGUGAACCGUGAGGCGCGGUACGAGGCCCUGCGGCGGUAUACCCUCGUCCGGCUAAACACCUGGGGUGACAGGCGGAUCUACAUCGACUUCUUAAGGGACAGCAUCGCUGUCGUGGAGGGCAAGGGCGGCGGCGGGUUCCCUGUUCGUGGGGCGCGGCAUGUCAUUGUCGUGUGCGAGGAGCCGUUUCGGGAUCCGGGUUCGUGGCUGAAGUGUCGGUACCGGAGUGGGUUGGAGACUUUGACGUUGGUGUUGAGUGGAACGAAGACGGGCAGCAGGGUUCCUGCGCCGCUUCCUGAGAUCCGGGAGUUGUGUACGCCCGAGGAGGUUCAGCUGCGGCUUGGGUACUCGAAGGAGGAGGCGGAAAGGAUAGGGGAGGAGGUGAGAGAGCUGGCCGAGGGGUGGGGCCACACGCAGAUUCGCGUAGGGGAGUUCAUCUGAGCUCCAGAGGCAGAGACAACAACGGAGACGGAGGACGAAGCGUAAUGAUCCAUCGACACGAUAUCACAAUACCCAUUUCAAUGUAGUCAAUCUUCUUAAUUCUACACACGUACACCA